AACAUUUGAUGACGUUUUACACAAGCACAUUUCCUCAUGGUUGAGAAAUAGUCUUGCACCAUCAGUAGAUUGGCAAUAUAAAGAUAACUCAUAGCGAAAGUAUACCACCAAAUAAAACUUCAAGAUGGCUGUACGUGCCCAGUUCGAGGGGAACAACGAAAUUGGUGUAUUUUCAAAGCUUACAAACAAUUAUUGUCUUGUUGCCAUCGGAGGGUCAGAGAACUUCUACAGUGUGUUUGAAGGAGAAUUGGCAGACACAAUCCCUGUCGUUCAUGCCAGUAUUGCCGGAUGCCGAAUUAUUGGAAGAAUGUGUGUCGGAAACCGUCAUGGUCUCUUAGUUCCAAACACAACAACAGAUCAAGAACUUCAGCACAUACGUAAUGCCCUUCCUGAUACUGUCAAAAUCUACAGAGCUGAGGAAAAAUUGUCUGCAUUGGGAAAUGUUAUUGCAUGCAAUGACUAUGUUGCCUUGGUGCACCCAGACCUUGAUCGGGAAACAGAAGAACUCUUGGUGGACACCCUCAAUGUGGAAGUGUUCCGCCACACUGUCGCCAGCAAUGUUUUAGUUGGCAGCUAUACAGCUUUCAGCAAUCAGGGAGGCAUGGUUCCUCCUAAAACCUCAGUCGAAGACCUUGACGAGUUGUCAUCCUUAUUACAAGUUCCUCUUGUGGCAGGUACUGUGAACCGUGGCAGUGAUGUGCUGGCUGCGGGCCUGGUGGUUAAUGAUUGGAUGGCUGUCUGCGGACAAGACACAACCUCCACUGAGGUCUCCGUGAUCGAGAGUGUCUUCAAGCUCAGCGACAGAGAACCGUCACAGAUACAGACACAAAUGAGAGACUCGCUUGUUGACACGUUAUCAUAAAGAAGCACCAGAGACAUGUAUUGUAUCCUCACUUUUCCCAAACCCUGCUGAUGAUGUGAAAGACUACACAGGCUACUGCAACAAUAUGUACUGGGCUUCAUGCUAAUGAGAAUAGUUCUAUUGAAGCUGUCACUGUAUUUACCAGUAUCUGAUUAGGGCGUAGCUGUAUAUUGGGAUUUGACAACAUUUUCUUUUUAAAAAUGUUGUUCUCCUUUAUGACCAGGUAAUUCUAAAUUAUGUGGUCGUUUUUCUCUACUUUUCAGUGAGGUUUUUUUUUUCUGAAGAAA
This is a messenger RNA of Aplysia californica (California sea hare), 1149 nucleotides long. Its product is annotated as eukaryotic translation initiation factor 6. The transcript has 7 exons. Gene Ontology annotation, biological process: assembly of large subunit precursor of preribosome; cytosolic ribosome assembly; maturation of 5.8S rRNA. The record is from RefSeq and is a predicted model, not a curated record. Bases 125 to 862 code for a protein of 245 amino acids. NCBI's taxonomy places the organism in Eukaryota, Metazoa, Mollusca, Gastropoda, Aplysiida, Aplysiidae. Gene Ontology annotation, cellular component: nucleolus; preribosome, large subunit precursor; cytosol. Gene Ontology annotation, molecular function: ribosomal large subunit binding.